Molecule: messenger RNA, 1546 nt
Organism: Daldinia vernicosa
Lineage: Eukaryota; Fungi; Ascomycota; Sordariomycetes; Xylariales; Hypoxylaceae
Exons: 1
Coding region: 149-1546 (465 amino acids)
Biological process (GO): regulation of DNA-templated transcription; aflatoxin biosynthetic process
Cellular component (GO): nucleus
Molecular function (GO): DNA binding; DNA-binding transcription factor activity, RNA polymerase II-specific; zinc ion binding
Source: RefSeq, a predicted model, not a curated record
GGGUUCGCAGACAUGCAGGUUCGCGAUGGCUUGAAAUCUAGUGAACCAGUCUACUUUGAGUCUUUGACAAAUCUCUUUUGAUAAUAUCCCCUUUAUCUAUCCUUUUCUGACAUCCAAACGUGGAAGUUUACGUCUACUCAUUUUACUAAUGAUGAUUAAUAACCCCCCACGAACUUCCCGGCAACCCAAGCUACGAUCCAGUUGCGAUGGGUGCGGCUCUGCAAAGCUCAAAUGCGAUCGAGGCCAGCCUGAGUGUGGACGAUGUAUAUCUCUUGGCAUUACUUGUGUCUAUGGGGUCUCGCGGAAAAUGGGUAAACCACCAAGAGAAAGGCUGCAUAUUCCAGCCAUGCUAGGCGGACCUCGCACAGCAGCAGAGCACAACAGCAAUGGAAAGGAGGGUGGAUCCGACGACAGUAGUUACAACCGUCGUGCAGGUAGUUCCAUUAGUGACACUAUCUUGCCGAGGACCAGUUCGAGUUCGAGUAUCAAUGAUAUACGCUCGACUUGGGGGGCGGUUGAGGAAUACUCCAACAAUUCUAUGACGACGAGGGUUAACAUGCUGGAUGAAUUCCGUAACGACCAAUUAGGGCCAUCAUUAACGAAUUUCUCAUCUUUGGAUACGAACGAAUGGGUUUUGACGAACAUCAUAGGGGAUGAACUCUCAUCAACUAAUCUAGAGACCGAACCAUUCCCCGCCUUGGGAUGGCCUGACCUUGAAAGUUCCCCGGCUUCAACAGGGCAAACGACGGGGGCUCAAACCCCGGCAGAUGACAGAAUAUAUCUAGACAGCCCCUUUAUGCAGCAUGACGACAUCAAGCAUCAUGAUUGCUCCCAGGAAGCGUAUGGAAUUAUGAAUAGUUUAUCUUCCCUGAAUAUCAGCAAAGCCUACUCUAGAAUUACACCACCACCAGGCACAACAACUAACUCCAUAAAUUGCGUUCCCCUCGAUUUUAUAUUACAACUUAACCGCGAAGCCAUCGAGCGGUUGGGUCGCUUGUUGAGCUGUUCUUGUGCCAACUACUCUCAUCUCGCAUUUCUUUACGCCUCGAUUAUCGGACGGAUUCUGCAUUUGUAUAGCCAAGAGGCAGGAUGCCUUAAAACAUCCUCACUAGGUCUUACACCAAAUCCGACAAUACGGCAUGGUAUGUCACCUUCUUGCUCUUCUGCUGGAUCUAUGUGCAGGUCACCGUCGUCUUGGCUAAGCGCAGGAGCUGGCACUGCGAACACAAGCGUUAGCGGCUCGAGCACACCAUCAGGCAAGCGAAAUACCACAACAGAUCUCGCUCCUACACAGAUGACUAUGGGCUGCUUUAGCAUCGACGACAAGUUAGUGCAGGCCGCCUUAAGAAUUCAGCUGUUAUUAGGCGAGAUGAAAAGGGUCGGAUUUCUUAUUGACGUAUUUACGUCUCGAAGUUCUAACGGUGCUGACGAAUCUACUUCGGGGAAUAUAGAUGAUCUGUAUAAAAGCUUGGGUUCAUGGCUAGGAAAGGAGCACUUGAGAAUAGUCGAGAUGAUGAGAGUAAGAUUAAGAGAUAUCAGCAUCUAG